This is a messenger RNA of Phragmites australis (common reed), 1356 nucleotides long. Its product is annotated as mitochondrial dicarboxylate/tricarboxylate transporter DTC-like. The record is from RefSeq and is a predicted model, not a curated record. Gene Ontology annotation, molecular function: oxoglutarate:malate antiporter activity. Gene Ontology annotation, biological process: transmembrane transport. The transcript is spliced from 6 exons. NCBI's taxonomy places the organism in Eukaryota, Viridiplantae, Streptophyta, Magnoliopsida, Poales, Poaceae. Bases 125 to 1051 code for a protein of 308 amino acids.
CCCGCGAUCUAGGCCGCCGCUACCUCCCUCCUCCUCGCUCUCGCCGCCGCCUCGACUCCCGGUUCGCUUCGUCUCCGCUCCCCUCCCGAGCCGAGCCGAGCAGAGCGCAGCCCGAUACCGAGAGAUGGCGGACGCGAAGCAACAGCAGCAGCAGCCGCAGCAGGCGGCGGCGGCGGCCACCGGCGUCUGGAAGACCAUCAAGCCCUUCGUCAACGGAGGGGCCUCCGGGAUGCUCGCCACCUGCGUCAUCCAGCCCAUUGACAUGGUCAAGGUGAAGAUCCAGUUGGGUGAGGGUUCUGCUGGUCAGGUCACAAAGAACAUGCUUGCUAAUGAGGGGAUCCGUUCCUUCUACAAGGGUUUGUCCGCCGGUUUACUAAGGCAAGCUACUUAUACAACUGCUCGUCUGGGAUCCUUCAGGGUUCUAACUAACAAAGCAAUUGAAAAAAAUGAGGGGAAGCCGUUGCCACUAAUUCAGAAAGCUUUUAUUGGUCUGACUGCUGGAGCAAUUGGUGCUUGUGUUGGUAGUCCUGCUGAUUUGGCACUCAUUAGAAUGCAAGCUGAUUCGACGUUGCCAGUCGCACAACGGCGUAACUACAAGAACGCUUUCCAUGCACUCUACCGGAUUACUGCCGAUGAGGGAGUCCUUGCACUUUGGAAGGGUGCAGGCCCAACUGUGGUGAGAGCUAUGGCACUGAAUAUGGGUAUGCUUGCUUCCUAUGACCAGAGUGUCGAGCUAUUUAGAGACAAAUUUGGUGCAGGAGAAGUUUCUACUGUUAUUGGAGCCAGUGCUGUUUCUGGAUUCUUUGCCUCGGCAUGCAGUUUGCCCUUUGACUAUGUGAAGACACAGAUUCAGAAAAUGCAACCUGAUGCCAAUGGCAAGUACCCGUACACAGGGUCGUUGGACUGUGCCAUGAAAACCUUAAAGAGUGGUGGCCCAUUCAAGUUCUACACUGGCUUUCCAGUAUAUUGUGUCAGGAUUGCCCCCCAUGUCAUGAUGACCUGGAUAUUCUUGAAUCAGAUCCAGAAGUUCGAGAAGAAGAUUGGCAUAUGAGGCUGCCAACAGGUGGAAACAGGCUUUUUUUGGCUACAUGCUAUUAUUGCUCGACUCAUAUAAUAACAUGCCAGCUGCUUUGACACUCUGGUAGUUGGUUUUGGCACACAAGUCUGGAACAAUUUUUACCUUAGCUUAUAUGUCGCUUGACGAUACAAUAAUCGUAUCUUUUGUUGUAUUGGGGAAAAUUCUUUUGGGUGGACAUGCUUUUGUUGGCUGGGACGCAGCCAUGAGAAGAGGAGGUACUACCUACUUGUGCCAUUGAAUGGAACGGGAUCAUAUUUUAUACAGAUUUUUUCAGCGAA